AUGCAGUCAGCAGAAGUGGGGGUCUGCUACAGACCACCUGACCAGGAGGACCAAGUGGACAAGGCCCUUCAUAGACAGAUAGGAAUUGCUGCUCGUUCACAAGCCCUGGUCGUCGUGGAGGACUUUAACCACUCCAAUAUCAGCUGGAGGGACAACACAGCAGGGCAUAAACAAUACAGGAGAUUCCUGGAAUUCAUCAAUGGUAACUUUCUCCUCCAAGCGAUAGAGGAACCAGUGAGGAAAGGUGCCAUGCUAGACCUUGUCCUCACCAACAGGGAGGGACUGGUGGGUGAUGUCAAGCUCAUGGGCAACCUUGGCUGUAGUGACCAUGAGGUGGUGGAGUUUAAGAUCCUAAGGUCAUCAAAGAAGGGGGCUCUCCUCAAGCUUGAGACCCUGGACUUCAGAAGAGCCGUCUUUGCCCUCUUCAGGAACCUCGUUGUGCUGUUUGACAUCUUUGUCAGUGACAUGGAGGGUGGCACUGAGUGCUCCCUCAGCAAGUUUGCCCAUGACACGAAGCUGUGUGGAGUCAUUGCCUUUUCUGGAGAGGAUUAUAAAUUACUGGGAGUGGAUUUAUCAGAGCUGUCUGAGCUGGAGAGAGCACUGGAGGAAGCAGGGCUGGACAGUGUAAUCCCUACCCUCUUCCUAGCAGAGGUGGUGCUCACCUACAUGGAGAACAGCAGGUCUGACGCCUUGAUUGGGUGGGCAGCAGAGCAUUUCUCACAGGCCUGCUUCCUGCUGUAUGAGCAGAUGUGCCCAGAUGACCCCUUUGGCCGUGUGAUGCAGCAGCAUUUCAGGCAGCUGAACUCCACGCUUUGUUCCUUGGCACAGUACCCUGAUGGCAAGGCACAGCAGAGGCGCUUUCUUGCACAG
This is a messenger RNA of Merops nubicus (carmine bee-eater), 870 nucleotides long. RefSeq names its product probable leucine carboxyl methyltransferase 1. The transcript has 4 exons. Gene Ontology annotation, biological process: wybutosine biosynthetic process; tRNA methylation. The annotation marks the transcript as partial. Lineage: Eukaryota; Metazoa; Chordata; Aves; Coraciiformes; Meropidae. Gene Ontology annotation, molecular function: tRNA methyltransferase activity. The record is from RefSeq and is a predicted model, not a curated record.